Sycon ciliatum is the source of this 2209-nucleotide messenger RNA. Its product is annotated as regulator of microtubule dynamics protein 1-like. NCBI's taxonomy places the organism in Eukaryota, Metazoa, Porifera, Calcarea, Leucosolenida, Sycettidae. Gene Ontology annotation, molecular function: microtubule binding. The record is from RefSeq and is a predicted model, not a curated record. The transcript has 10 exons. The coding region runs from base 228 to 1346 and encodes 372 amino acids. Gene Ontology annotation, cellular component: spindle microtubule; cytoplasm; mitochondrion.
AAGUCAAGCAGUCAAAAUGAUCUGCAGUUACUUUUAUUGUGUUUCAGUUUGAAUUUGUGUCACUCUUUCCUCCCCUAGCUCAGGUGCUCAUCCUGGCCAGGAGAUCUAGAGGAUCAGAUUUGUGUCAAAGGUCUUCUAUAGUUGCUGAGAUAAUUGUUUACUGAGUUUUCCUAUAGUUAAUUUCUUUACAGACUUGCCCUGAGGAGCUUGCAAACCAACUUAUUGGCAUGGAUUGGUCAAGAUCUGUGUACGUUGCUGGGUUUGCUGGAGUGGCGGUAGGACUGGGUGGUGCCUUAGUUUACGUCAAGGCAUCAGCAUGUAAAGCUGGUCCAUCUGUCCCGGAGGAGUCCAACUUGAUUCGACUUGCAACUGCAGUGGAUGGCCUCUCUCGCCAGCUGAGUAACAUUCAGGAAAGCCUUGGCAGCAUCGAACAGGCUCUGAAAGAGCGUAGCGCUGCAGCCAGAGCUGAAGAGUCGGAGGACAGUGCGGAUGGCCCACAUUUGUCAAUGCCUUUGUCCCAUUCCCAGAGGAAGGGUAGUGAAUACUCUCUGGCCAGUGCAAUGCAGAGUGAUGCAUUCGAUACAGCUGAGGAAGACCACACUAUCAGUUCAGAUGAAGAGGAUCCUGAUUCUCUCGAGUCGUUCUUGGAUCGUAUCGAUGCAUUGCAUGCCAAGAAGGACAACAUGUCGGUGACGCAGAAAGAGAUCUUUCAGCUCCUUACGGACAGAGUGGAAAACUCUCCCGAGGAUUGCCAUCUAUUGUGGCGCUAUGCACGCGCCCACAAGACGCUCAGCGAUCUUGCGAAGGCAGCAGGCGAUACAGAGGAGCAGAAGCGACUAAUCUAUGCAGGUGUUGAUCUUGGAAAGCGUGCACUGGCGGUAGACGACAAGCGAUGGCAGGCACAUCAAUGGUAUGCCAUUCUGGUGGGGCUCACCAGCGCCUUUGAAAGCACGCAGGCGAAAAUAGCCAAUGGCAAGAUCUUCAAGGAGCACGUGGACAGAGCAAUCGAGCUGAAUUCUAGUGACUACUCGCUGUACCACCUGUUGGCCCAGUGGUGUUAUGCUGUGGCUGGCUUGACGUGGAUCGAACGCAACGCAGCCAAGAUGUUGUAUGGCGAGCCGCCGAAGUCAAGCUAUGAUGAAGCGUUGUCCAACUUUCGUGAAGCUGAGCGACUUUACACAGGCAAAUGGAAAAACAACAAACUGAUGAUUGCAAAGUGUUUCUAUGGCAUGAGUAAUUAUGCUGAGACACGCCAAUGGCUAGAGGAAGCCAAGGAGACACCCAUUGUCACUGAAGAGGAUCGGACGAGCCAGGUGGAAAUCGAGGAACUGCUGCUGAAGGUGUGAUGGACACAGACGUGUAUUUUCAGACUGCGCCAAGACCAAUGGAAGAUGUAAAUUUAACACGGCGUCAGAGCGUGAGGUGCCUGGAGACAAUGGUACCAUGUUGUGUAUGUUGACAACAUACAAUAAUUGUAUUUACUUCAAGUAUGGUACACCCUACCUCAACUGACUCUACUGAUAGUCUCGAAAUCUUCGUUGAUAGACCUGGAGAACUUGCUCUGGCAUAUGUGUGUCACAGUAGUGUAUUUUGCUAUACAGCCCCGAGCACACAACAGCCCCGAGCACACAACAUACCGAGGAUACAUUUACGUAGAAGAAGAAGAAGAAGAAGAAGAAGAAGAAGAAGAAGAAGAAGAAGAAGAGAGGGUAUAUUCAUAGAUUUUGUUUUUCAAUUGAUGCACUCGCUCCUGACCUGUUGCACGUAGAUGUGGGGACCUUACCGACUUGAGUCUGAUCCGAUUUGAACGCUCCUAGCGUACCUUGCUGUCGAAAGUACCCAGUCCCUUACGUGUGUGAGCCUGAUUUUGCUUUCCGCCCCUGCUGCUGGGUAAGCCAUGCAAUUUGUUUGCUGCAUAAUGUGUACAUUGGAACUUCACCCGUUUUGCCGCUAUCGCUAGGCGUCACCCUGGCAUGUACGAUGUGCAAGUGUGCCACUUCACUGUGACGUGUUCUCACCGAGUUUGUCCGACCAACGGCUUGAACUUCGAUUUUUUAAAGUUUCUGUAUUUCCCAAUUCCUGUACCACUGUCGAUUGUUGAGUUUAAGUGGAUUUUACCAGCUCUUUUAUUAAUACAUACCCUAUUACUUACUUUCUUAGGAACAUGCAUUGUGGAGCGGGCUGUCUGGUACAGUCUUGCAUCACUGGA